Molecule: messenger RNA, 720 nt
Organism: Closterium sp. Naga37s-1
Lineage: Eukaryota; Viridiplantae; Streptophyta; Zygnematophyceae; Desmidiales; Closteriaceae
Source: the annotation of a GenBank genome assembly
AUGAUCACACGGAGCAGACUGCUCUCGUGCACUCGCUGCCUCAUCUUCUGGCCUUGCACCCCAAGGUGUGUGAUAGGCUGCCACUUGUGUGUGUGGGUGGCACUGGCAGCAGUAGCGCUCGCAGGGGUGCAUUACCUGCGGGUGUAUGAUCACACGGAGCAGACUGCUCUCGUGCACUCCCUGCCGCACCUGCUUGCUCUGCACCCCAAGCACAGCAGCGCUGGCAGCGGGCGGUUGCGAGUGUAUGACCACACGGAGCAGACUGCUCUUGUCCAUUCGCUGCCUCACCUGCUCGCUCUGCACCCCAAGGUCAAGCUAGUGGUGAUCGACAGUGUCACAUUCCACUUCCGCCACGGCUUCACAGACAUGGGUCUGCGCUCACGUCUCCUGGCCUCCAUCGCGCGAGAGCUGCUCGCGAUUGCGGACGAGCACAACGUGGCUGUGAAUCAAGUCACGACCAAGGUGGACGGCGAGGUGUCCAGGCUCGUUCCCGCUCUCGGCGAGAGCUGGGCGCACGCGUGCACCAAUCGCGUGAUCCUUUUCUGGAGCGGGGGACAGCGAUUCGCUCACCUCUUUAAAUCACCCUACCUGCGGGCGGACACUGCCCCCUUUACAGUCACAUCUGAGGGCGUCAGGUCGCUGCAAGACGCACAGAAGCGGCAGCGAGUGGAAGGGAGGGAGGGAGGUCUGGUGUUGGCAGGUGAUGGUGGUCGCCAGUAG